GUAAACACAAACACGUGAAAUUGGUUAAAAUUAAAAAUUAAUACAAAAAUCUGCAUGUUUUUGUUGAUAUGAAAAUGGGAAGUAAAGCCAAAAUUAACUCCAAACAUAGGGUCCACAAAGGAAAAGCUAAAAGAUGGAAGAAAGGCCACAGUUCCACAUCAAAUCCAGAAAAGAAUAAAUUUAGGGAAGCUGCCAAGAACAGAUUUUUUAACAAAAUAGAAGGCCCCAGCUCUUUGACUGUUGAUGCUCUCGUGAAACAUGACAAAUCCCACAGCAGUACUGAUGUGGAAUCCAUGGCAACUGAGUCUGACCAGCAGACGAUGGGUACAUUCAAGACAUGGGCCACCAACUGGACUGACUGCACCAACACAACAUUUAGCAAAGUGCACCGCUACUGGUCCUCUAACUCAGCUCUGCAUAAAGAGAUAUUAGCUGUGUUGGCUGCUGUUACUGAGGUGAUCAAACUACAAGGAGGGAAGGAAACAGAGACGGAAUACUUUGCUGCUUUGAUGACCGCCCUGGAGACCACAGAAGAGGAUGAUUCCACUUCAGCUAUUGUUUAUCUUAUCUCUCUGGUCAUGAAACGAGUACCAGUAGCUGUUUUGAGAAGCAAGUUUUCAGAGGUUGCAAAAUGUUUCCUCGAUCUGAUGGCCAAAUAUUCCGAUGGAGAGUCAACAUCGCUGAUGAAAUCUCUCUUGAUGUCCCUGUCUCUGUUGCUGAGAUCACAAGAGGCAGCUGCCUGGAGUAACUCAUCCACACAGCAGAUCUACAAGGCAUUGCUUACUUUUGUAGCACACAAGAAACCCAAGGUUCGAAAGGCUGCACAUCAAGGUGUAUGCAUCGUUUUGAAGGGCAGUUUGUUUCUGUUGGAAUUGAACUCUCCGAAGCAUCAUCCAGCUGCAAGCCUCACAGCUAAGCAUUGUGUACAGGUCAUGGAAAAUGCUGGAGGUUUGGGAGAAGCGGUAGACACACUACACACACUGGCUCUGUUGAAACAGAUACUACCUGUUUUACCACUUAACUCCACCAAGGUCGUGUGUGAAACCAUUCUCAAGGUCAUGACCUUGAGCAAUGUGAUGGUGACUGCUGGAGGCAUGCAGGCUCUUCACAGUCUUUUCGCUGCUGCCCCAAAGCCAGACUGCUUAUCAGCAGCUUUAAAUGCACAAGUUAUCAAUGCCCUGUAUGACUACCAGCCAUCGGAGAAUGACGUACAACCAACCCAGGCCUGGCUUGUUGUCAUGGAAACAGCCCACAUUAACCUGGCCAGGUUGGAUGCAGCCCUGUGUUUGAGUCACUUGCCACGUCUAUUCUCAUCGGGGAUGCUGUGUAUGCUCUCCGUGAAGCCUGAAAUCACACAGGCAGCUGCUAAGAUGAUGAAGGGUGUGAUAUCGGAGUCACUAGGAGCCCAAGUCGACAUAGUGGGCUCCCAACUAGCGAGUGGGGGUUCAAACACACCCGCUCAGAAGAUUGUCCGGGCUUUAGAGAGUGGGCUUGGCUACCAGUUUCAUGCUUCCUGGGGUCUCGUGCUUCAGAUAUUUGCUGUACUGUACAAGACUGUGGGGAAAGCAAGUCCUAAGGCAUUUCAUAAGAGCCUGACUUUGAUGGCAGACCUUAGGGACAGUGUGCGGUUUGCCUACAAGGGGGAACUUGAUCAUGCUGUUGGGGCUGCAGUGAAAGCCAUGGGGCCAAGAGAGGUCCUAACAGCCAUACCACUCCAGAUAACUGGCCAGAGUGAUGACCUGGAUUUCCCGAGGAGCUGGUUGUUACCUGUGAUCAGAGACAACGUACAAGAGACCGAACUAGCCUUCUUCACAUCUUACUUUCUACCACUAGCUGCUAAACUGAGACUUAGGUCUCUGGAGUUAGCGGACCAGCAGAAUGUUGUGGCUUCCAAGACGUAUGAGGCAUUACAGCUGCAGAUGUGGUCCCUGCUGCCUGGCUUCUGUACAAGACCUACUGACCUAGUCGCUUCGUUCAAGGGUAUAGCCAAAGUGUUGGGUACUGCUAUUAGUGAGAGAGAUGACCUAAGAAUGGAAGUUAUGGCCUCGCUUAGGAAACUCAUCACUCAGAGUCUCUCAUCAGAGGAGGCACGUAAUGAGCUAUGUCGUUUCUCCAAGAACUUCUUACCAAUCUUGUUCAACCAGUACACGACUGACCCAACAACGGAAAAAGACAUGAGUAAACUAGCUGUUCUUGAGACUGUCAAGUGUUACCUACAGGUCACCGAUAAAGAGAGUGUAGCCAUAUUCUGUGAUAAAUGCAGAGAUAAACUGAAAGAAGAGGGCAUUUCCUCCUACAAAAGGUAUGCUCUCCAUGAUUUGCUGAUAGCCAUGCUGCCGUACCUUGAGAAACAGCAGCUAUUGACCAUAUUUAAACUAGCAGAGCAGAACCUACAGGUAUUGGACAAGUCGUUACAGAAGAAAUGUUACCGUAUUCUUGAGGAGAUAUGUGGGGGCAAGUCGGAGCAGACUAGAGAUUUUGUACAAUCCCACCUACAAACCAUCCAACAGACGCUGCUGGCCUCGUUAUCAUCUUCUAGCCCUUCGUCAAAGGCACCAAGACUGCGAUGUUUAGUAAAUAUUUUCAAACUUCUGGAAAUUCCCCAGAAUGACUUCUUGCUGGCUGUAGUACCUGAGGCUAUUCUGUGUACAAAAGAGGUAGCAGAGAGAGCACGUGUGGCUGCAUAUGCUCUUCUAGUAGAGAUGGGAAAUGCCAGUCUGCGCUGGGCAGGAGAGGAUAACUCAGGAGGCCUGGAGGAGUUCUUCAAGAUGGUGAUGGCUGGGUUUGCAGGCAGCCCUCAGAUGAUCAGUGCCACCCUGAUGGCCCUGACACGCAUCAUGUACCAGUUCAAAGACAAUAUAUCAUCGACCAUGCUGGAGUCCAUAUUGUCUGAUGUCUGUGUUCUCCUGAAGUCCAAGUCUCGCGAGGUGGUGCAAGGGGCACUGGGUUUUACAAAAGUUCUUGUAUCUUCACAUCAAGUGACCACAUUGGCUCCACAUCUUAAAACUAUUAUGUCAAGUCUCACUAGCAUGAAGGAAGAUUGCCAUCACCACUUCAGGUUCAAGGCAAAGGAGGUGUACACAAAACUCGUCAAGAAGUUUGGAUAUGAGACAAUAUAUGGCCUAGCCCCAGAGAGUAUACGAAGGCAACUGGUUAAUGUCCGUAAAACCAUGGAGCGUGCCAAGAAGCAGAAGACCCAGAAAGACAAGGGCCACGAUAGCAGUGAUGAUGAUGAGGAUGACAAGAAGUUUGCAAGACAUUCUGAGUCUAUUGAUGACCUUCUGAAGGACUCAGACUCUGAGCCUGAGGAGGAAGACAAGGCCAAGAAGUCAAAGGUCAAGGACAAGGGUCAAAAGGUGAAGAAGGCCCAAGGGGGUCAGGCAUGGCUGCAGGAGGGUGGGGAUGAUGACAUUACUGACUUCAUGGACACAUCCGCGGCUAAGAAAGUUAUGGCAACAAAACCAGUUGAGAAAAAACAAAAGAAGGCUGACUCUGGCUUCAAGACAGCUCCAGAUGGUCGACUCAUCAUUACAGAGUCCAGUGAUGAGGAAGGUGGUGACUCAGAUGAUGAAGACAUUGAUGACCUUCUGGAAGCAUUGGAAAAAGGGAGGGAUACUGGCAAGAUCAAGCAGACGAGGAAGAGGAAACUGGAUGACCUUGGAGAUUCGGAUGAUGAAGGGAAGGCUAAACCUAAAUAUAAAGCGGGAGGCGGAGGUAUUCAUCGACCCCUUGAUGGGCAGAAGCAAGUGAAGAAACCAGCCCCUGGAGCAGAGUACAAGGCCAAGAAAGCUGACGGGGACGUUAAAAAGAAGGGCAAGGUUGAUCCAUACGCUUACGUUCCCCUAGAUUUCCGAUCCCUCAACAAACGCAAACAAGCAAAGGUGAAAGGCCAGUUCACGAACUUUGUGAAAGGAGCGAAGAAAGGGGCAUUGAAGGGCAAAAAGGCAAAGAAAAAAACAUAGACAAUUUGAUUUAAUUAUUAUUUGUUAGAAUGUUUUAAACCCGAGAUUCCUUAUGGAUAAUGGGAAUACUGCUAUUCUAGUUAAGCAUACUUUUUUACCCAUGUGUUAGAAAUCAUUCUUCAAUGUGAGUAUUAAUGAUCAGCUAUAGUUUAAAUCUUGUUUAGCACAUUUUUUACCCAUGUUAAAGCAGGCCGGCUUUGAGAAAUGGCUUGAAUCGAAUGCUUAUCUGUUCCAGAUUUGCUGUGUACAAUUCUUGUGAAACAUACUUGUAUAUAAACUGUGUCAAGCAGAAAUGGGUCUGAUGGAAAAUAUAAUGCAAGCAAACCAUAUGAUGACAUAAGCAGACGCUAUGAUGAUAUAAGCAAACGCUAUGAUGAUAUAAGCAAACGCUAUGAUGAUAUAAGCAGACGCUAUGAUGAUAUAAGCAAACGCUAUGAUGAUAUAAGCAAACGCUAUGAUGAUAUAAGCAAAUAGUGUGAUGUCAUAAGCAAACCAAAUUAUGACAUAAGAAAAUGGUAUGUUGUCAUUAGCAAACAAUAUGACAUCAUAAGCAAAACAUAUGGAUUUGUUUCAAUAAUCUAUGAUGUUUAUGUAAAACUUUUUUAUGUGAUGCCCAAAACAGUUACUGAUGAUUAUAAAAAAACAACCUAUUUCUGCUCAUUGCUGUGCAAAUGAUGCUAAUUUACAAUGGUGUUAAUUUUGGUAGAAGUAAUGAUAUAUUCAAGCUAAAACAUGAAACUUGAAUGAUAAAGAUUUGUUCUAAUACAGGCAACUGACGAAUUAUGUAACAAUAUAUAUAUGAUUAUUGCCAACUAGUGAACGAUAGGCACCGCCUUCUAGUGUAUUGGUUAGAUUUUUUUAUACGAAUAUUCAACCUGUCUUGAAAAUUUAUAACAUACUAAUAAUGAAUUGUUGAAGAAUAUUUAUUAUUGGUUUGUUUAUGCAGUCUGUUUUUAUUAUGAUUAAUUGAAUAAAAGUUUUUAAAGGACAA
Molecule: messenger RNA, 4953 nt
Organism: Mya arenaria
Lineage: Eukaryota; Metazoa; Mollusca; Bivalvia; Myida; Myidae
Product: RRP12-like protein
Exons: 33
Coding region: 69-3962 (1297 amino acids)
Source: RefSeq, a predicted model, not a curated record